Molecule: messenger RNA, 1518 nt
Organism: Phytophthora infestans T30-4
Lineage: Eukaryota; Oomycota; Peronosporomycetes; Peronosporales; Peronosporaceae
Exons: 6
Coding region: 1-1518 (505 amino acids)
Biological process (GO): tRNA 5'-leader removal
Cellular component (GO): mitochondrion
Molecular function (GO): protein binding; ribonuclease P activity
Source: RefSeq, a predicted model, not a curated record
AUGGCCAGCCUUGCUGGGAGUAAACGUCCCGCAGAGGUCGCACUGGCGGCCGAUGGCUCCGAGCCAGAGCGCAAACUGACUAAAACGCAGCGUCGACGCGAGCGCAAGCAGACGCCGGCGGAGAAGCUUGAGUACCAGUACCGUAUUCAAGUGCAGAAAUGCGCCCAGGAGAACGAUGCCACUCGUGCGCUGGAAGUGUACGAACAGAUGAAGCGCGAGGGUGUAAACGUGGCCCCGUACAUCUACAGCGUGGUCAUCAAUGUGUGUAGCAAGGCUGACGACCCAGCGGCGUUUAAGAACGGAGCCUACAACGUGUACCAGGACAUGAAGCAGGCCAGCGCCGCCUCCAAGCAGAAGAAGAAAUCGGACUCGAGCGAACCCAUGUAUAGCGCCAUGAUCAAGCUCUGCAGCAAGGCACAGGACUUUGACACGUGCGAAAUAAUCAUUACCGAGAUGGAGGUCGCAAAAGUGGAUCCUAAACUGCGCACGUUCAGUCCCCUGCUGCAAGCGCUCAGUGACGCAGGCAACUUGGACAAGUGCAUCGGGGUGCACGAGAAGCUGCUCUCACAUGAAUUGGAACUCACAGAGGACGACUAUGUGGCGUUGCUACGUGCGAGCGUGAAGGCUGGCAGCGGCGAGCGGUUCUACGCGUUCCUGGACAGCUUCAUUGAUGAGAUCUGGCAACCCAGUCUGUCGACGUGGGACGUGCUAAAGGAAUGGUUCAACAGCGAGGCAGCUCGGAUGAACGGCCGCACGUGGAAAAUUACUGAGGGCUCUGUGAGCAGAGAAGGCGUGUGCUUCGUGACAGGUGACCAGUUGCAGUCAGUGGAGCUGUCAGCGAAGUCGACGGCCGAGUUGCUGGCGAAGAUCGAGAACCUCGUGCGCACGGACGAGAAGCGCAUGACGCAAUGGGACGAGUUUAAGCAGUGGCUGGAGGAGUUUGGGCCUUAUGAUGUGGUCAUCGAUGCCGCCAACGUGGGCUAUUGCAACCAGAAUUUCGAGGGUGGUGGCUUCAACUACGCUCAGAUUGAGCUCAUGGUGCAGCACUACGAGGCGCAGGACAAGAAGGUGUUGGUCGUGCUACACGAACGCCGCACCUCCGACGAGGAAGUGCCGGCCGAGCAUCGCGCGCAGAUUGCGGAGUGGCAAGCGAGCCACAAGAUGUUUAACUGCCAGUACGGCAACAAUGACGACUGGUACUGGCUCUAUGCUGCGGUAAAACUCGGUGGCCGCACACUUUUGAUCUCCAACGACGAGAUGCGCGAUCACCACUUCCAAAUGAUCCACAACCGAGCUUUCCGCCGCUGGAAGGAGCGCCACCAGGUUCAUUAUCAAGUGUACGGCAGUCGUGUGACGGUCGACGAGCCGCUUCCGUACUCGGCACGACCGCAACGCGUCGGUGACAACUGGCACUUUCCUGCCGCAGACACAGCGGCCGACGAUAGCACCACCGAGACGGCGCCUGCACAAGUCGCAGAUCGCAAAUGGCUGUGUGUUGAGCUGGCACCAGCAAUUUAG